Messenger RNA from Cuscuta epithymum, 4246 nucleotides. The record is from the annotation of a GenBank genome assembly. Lineage: Eukaryota; Viridiplantae; Streptophyta; Magnoliopsida; Solanales; Convolvulaceae.
CUUGUACUGGUGUACAUAAAUAUUUAUUUGUAUUAAUUAGAGGAAAAGACCUUGAAUUAAAGUUGAAUAAGGUCAAGGAGGUGCAACAGCAACAUGAUUAUAUGUUUACAUUCAGUGGACAACAAAGUAAACCAAACGGAGAAAAAAAGGUCCUUUUGUGGCUUUGUGCUCUACCCUCCUUUGUUUUCUCUUCAUCUUUACCACAGGAGUGUUUUUCUUGACUUUUUUACUAGUGAAUAAAACAUAGCUUUAACUAUUGUCUUCCUCUGUGUCUCCUUCCUUCAGGCCCCUUUAUCACCUUAAAAAAUAACUUUAGCACAAACAUAUGAUUAUUAUUCCACCCACGGACUGCUUCAGCUAGAAAAUGUGCUGGAUUAAUCAAUUUUAAAUAAAUAAAAAAGAUGACCCACAAGAAAAGAAGUCUAAUCUAUGAUUUGGGCGCAUGCUUUUUGACAAAAGAACAAAUGCCCAAAGAAGUCUCCCAACAACAGCAACACUUCUAUUACUCCUUUAACAGUCACCACCACCACCUUCUCUUGUUUUUCAAAAGUAAGCUCAUCUGUCUGCAAUGGAUCUGCAGGUAGACAAUAGCUCCCACCAGAACCUGUGCAACGAAUGGUGAUUUUACUGUCUUUUCUCCACAGAAACUUAAUAGUUUUUUUGUAAUAGUUAGUCUUUUAGUCUUUUGGGUUGAGAAUUUGCUUAAUGCUCCAUUUUUGGUGGAAAAAGUUGUACCUUUAUGGUAAAGUUUUUGUUUUUAGAUAUGUUUUCAUGUAUGCAAUGCGUUCAAUCUUCUGGGUUAUCUGAUUAAAAAUGCAUUUGGGAUUGUUGGCAUGAGAAUUUUCAUUUUCAAACAAAAAAAUUUGAUAUUUAUACUGGUUAAAGAGAUAGGAAGAUUUUGUUAUUUGAUCUUAGCUAGUGUAUGUAAAUUGUAAUGUAUGUUAGUUUUAGCUCGAAAUUGGACCUGCUAAUGGAAUGAUCUUAUGCAGGGUGUUUCGAGACGUUCCUAGUGAUAUUACCAUAGAAGUUGAUGGGUCAAUCUUUUCACUGCACAAGGUAAAAUCCUCCCAUUUUUACUCAGUCAAUGACUGCUUUAGAUUUAUCUUCUGUUAGCUUAAGCUUAAAGUAAUGCUGGAAUUGGAUUUGCCAAAAGCUGUUCCUUUCUAAAAAUCUAGACACCCUAUCAUUCCAGCAAAAGCACUUCUUAGUUCUUGCCAAAGGGUCCUAUAGAAAUAGAACCCAUUUGGCAAGGUUGAAAUAUUUGAAGUUGCUUGAAAUUACUGAAUUGGCAAAACAACUUGAAUUACUAGAGAAUUUAUUCAAAUAUAUUAUCUUACUGAAUAAAAAAAGACCUCAAAAACAGGUAACAAGUCUCAAAUUCAUUCAUUUCGGCAGCUUCUGCCAAACAAACAACUUUUUACACUAUUUUUUCAUUUUAGCCUGAUCCUGCCCAAGUGUAAAUUAACAGUAAUUGUUAAACAAUAUUACGAAGAUCUGCUAACAGAUCUUAAUUCAGAUAUCUAACAGACAUAUUUUUAAUACUUUCUCCAUCCUUAUUAAAUCUGAUAUUGCCCUCACAUAUAAUUCACUUUUAUUGUAAAACAGAGCUAAGCACCCCUGAUACAACUUACACAAUAAUAAUUUCCAGUGAAAAAGCAUAAAUAUGAUUUCUUUACAAUUUCUAAAAGCAAAACAAAGAAUUAAGCAAAACGUAUGAAAUAAAUCUCUAAACAUGAUUUACAUAAAGUUAAGCCUAAAUUAAUGUCUAUCAAAAUACUCUGUAUUAUUUUGUGCAGUUUCCCCUGGUGACAAAGAGUGGCCGGAUAAGAAAACUAACAUCAGAAUACAGGAACUCAGGCAUAUCAAGAAUUCAGCUUGUCAGCUUACCCGGCGGAGCCGAAGCUUUUGAAAUGGCUGCAAAGUUCUGUUACGGCGUCAACUUCGAGAUCACGCCGGCAAACGUCGCCCACCUCUCCUGCGCCGCCGCCUACCUCGAAAUGACCGGCGACUACUCCGGCGACAACCUUUCAUCCCGAACACAAGAGUACCUCGAAAGCGUCGUUUAUAAGAGACUCGAAUUGUGCCUCGAAAUUCUCACCCAAUGCGAGACCCUCCUCCCACUCGCCGACGAGCUCAACAUCGUCCCCCGCUGCAUAGACGCCAUAGCUUCAAAAGCUUGCGCCGAGCAAAUCGCAAUAAGUUUCUCAAGAUUGGAAUAUAGCGGGUCGGGUCGGCUCCAUAUGAGCCGCCACGCGAGCUGUGAGGGGGACUGGUGGAUAGAGGACCUCUCUGUUCUUCGCGUUGACUUCUACCAGAGGGUCAUCGCCGCCAUGAAGUGCCGCGGCGUUCGGCCGGAAAGUAUCGCCGCUUCUUUGGUCAAUUACGCCCAGAAAGAGCUCAACAAGAAAAGCCCGAGCGAAAAUGAGAAGCAGGUUGUGGAGGCGAUUGUGGGCCUUCUUCCAGACGAGAAAUGCGUGAUACCCAUUGGGUUUUUAUUUGGGCUUUUGAGGAGUGGAGUGUCGCUGGACUGUGCAGUGGCUUGCAGGCUUGAUCUUGAGAGGAGGAUUGGGUCCCAAUUGGAGAUGGCCACGUUGGAUGAUCUGUUGAUCCCUUCGUUUCGCCACGCUGGCGACACGUUGUUUGACGUGGACACAGUUCAUAGGAUAUUGGCCUGCUUUUUCCAGCACAAGGAUGAGAGUGAUGAAGACGGUAUGGAAGACGAGUCAUCUGACGUGUUUGAUGAGUGUGAUACUCCUUUGCCGCCUUCCCAAACUUCACUCUUCAAAGUCGCGAAACUUUUGGACCAUUACCUUGCUGAAAUCGCACCAGAUGCCAACUUGAAACUUAGUAAGUUUAUAGCCAUUGCAGAGACGCUGCCUACUCAUGCUCGAACGGUACAUGACAGUCUCUAUCGAGCCAUCGAUAUUUAUCUUAAGGUACGCAGCAUCGUGUCAUUAAUGCUCGGGCUAUUUCAAUACCUUAUACACGGAGUAUGUUAGUUUGUAUCUUUAUACAAAAUCGUUAUGAAAUGCUUAACUGUCCAAACAACUAGAAUAAGUAAAAAAAAUGCCUUUCUUUGUAUGUUGAAAUGUAUUGCUCUAAAAUAUAUUUAGAUGCUUAACUAAAAUAUAUGGAAUUUCCCUCUGUAGUUCAACUGUUACCUCACAUUCUUUAGAACGUGGCAUUAGAAUAGGCAAGUGUAUGCACCAUCAUCUUAUGAUCUUAUGAAUCUGAGUGCUUAUUGCAGGCUCAUGGAGGGUUAUCAGAUCAAGACAAGAGAAGAGUGUGCAAGAUGAUAGAUUUUCAAAAGUUGUCGCAUGAAGCUGGUGCCCACGCGGCACAAAACGAACGCCUCCCGCUUCAAUCCAUAGUCCAAGUGCUUUACUUCGAGCAAUUGAAGCUACGGAACUCAAUGUUUAGCCCUUGUCCUGAUGACGAUCCAAAGCCACCAAUGAUCCAACAGUCAUGGAGGAUCAACAGUGGCGCUCUUAGUGCUGCCCUAUCACCCAAAGACAACUACGCGUCUCUUAGACGGGAAAAUAGGGAGUUGAAGCUAGAACUAACCAGGAUGAGGAUGAGGUUGAAUGAUUUGGAGAGGGAGCACGUGUUUAUGAAGAGGAAUAUUGAGAAGUCAAACUCUAAGCGGUUUGCGAGUUCUUUUUCCAAAAAGAUGAGUAAGCUAAAUAUUUUUGGGGGUACAUCUUCAAGGGGGUCUAGUUCUCCCACAAAGCAGUCACAAAUAACUGAUUCUAAACUAUCAGAAGGAACAUGAUCUUUGCAGUCCUAUAUCUCCAUAAUUUCUUGUCUUAUAAACAAUAGUUAUUGCUUGUAAAGUGUGUAGUAGUCUGUUAAAUUACUCCUUUCGUCCCAAAAUUUUCUUCCUAGUAGCUUGAUUUGGCAAACAUACAUAGAAACAAAUUUGUGUUAUUGUGUUUGACGUUAAGGAAAACAACAUCAAUCACACAAAUAUUUCUAUAAAAAAAAUGCCAAAACAAUGUUUUAGGGCAUCUCAAAAGGAUAGGUAAAAAGUUGUGGGACGAAUGGAACACCCUGUAAUAUUUAUCAAUUAUCAGCCUUGUAUGUGUUCAUUCGAUCGGACUUUGUAAUGUGUUCAUCCCUACUAUCCCUUCAUUUUGUUCAGUUGUACUACAGAAGGAUGACUAAUGGGCUAAUGGCAGGAUUGGCAGACCUUACUCAUUAAACGACCUUCUUUGUGCCCUUCUUGUUUAUCCAUUUGAACACUUAU